Molecule: messenger RNA, 2094 nt
Organism: Brassica oleracea var. oleracea
Lineage: Eukaryota; Viridiplantae; Streptophyta; Magnoliopsida; Brassicales; Brassicaceae
Product: zinc finger MYND domain-containing protein 15
Exons: 1
Coding region: 190-2079 (629 amino acids)
Source: RefSeq, a predicted model, not a curated record
ACUUUUGUUUUGUCGGUUGAGGCAUGACCGUUUUAACUGCACAAAAACCAUAGUUUGCCUUCUUCUAGAAUUCAAAUUCAUCUGAAGUUUUGUUUUUCUCUGCUUUGCUUUUAGAAACUGAAACAACUCUUCUGAACAGAGCUCCUUUUCACUCAGAUCUGACUACUCUUUUGGGGGAAAGCUUGAAGAAUGGAUUUGCAUUUGAAGAACUUGUUUGGUAGAUUUCAGGAUCAGUUCGGGUCAGGUCCGGGUCUUGGACCUGGAUCAGGUGUUUGCCUCAUGAAAGUUGAAGGUAUUUCUCCCAACGUGAUCCAUUUCAUUUUCAGAGCUUCAGCUUCUUUAUACAGAAGUGAGCCAUGGAAGAGGCUCAGACCAGGUCACUUGUUCGGUGUCCGGGUGGGAAAAGACUCUGAUUGGUCGGGAAAGAGACAGCCUUUUCAGUGUGUUCAGUUCACAGGAGGGGAUGGUGGUGAUAUAGCAAUCUAUAUGUAUAGAUCUACGAGCUAUGCACUGAAGAUGACUGAUGAUGAUUCAAGGGAAAUGGCUAGAGUUCCUAAUGUUGAGGUUUUACGAGUUACUUAUGAGGUUGAGUCAUUGAUGCUUCCUUGUAACAAGAGAAUGGUCAAGUCUCUGUCUUUAGAAGUCUCUGGAACUGAUCGGUUUCCGGUUAUCGAUGUUGCCCGGUGUAUAACCUCUGGUGAGCUCCAGUUCAGAAACCCGACGCUCGAAGAGCUUAGGCUUGUGUUUGCUGUAAUGAAAGCUCUUUCUUUGGUUCAUCCAUUGCUUCUUCAAGAGGAGAAGCAAGUCAAGGGGCUGCCAAGGAUGAUUAAGUUUUCGCCUUUUAUAGAGACUGUUGAUGUUCAGUGGCCACCAGAGAUGUUUAAAGGUCAUGAUUUCGUUGCUGUCACGGUUUCGCUUCCGCCUGGUCAAUCAUAUGAGCAGGAGUGGAAUAAAACUGUGGUAAUGACACGCGAUGAUGAUGAACUGGAGCUAGCUUCAGGCAUGACCAAAGGUACAGAAGUGGGGUUAAGAAAGUGCACAACGUGUGACAAAGCUGUUCAUAGAGAUGAGUCUGUUUGCUGUAGUCAUUGCCGUGCAACCAUCUACUGUGGUUCAGAAUGUGAGAAACGGCACUGGAGAGAGAUGCAUCGAAGUGUUUGUAAUCUCUAUGAAGCUAUGAUGGGUAGAGAAGAAGAGCUCAAGAUGAACAUCUUCUCUUUCUCGUGCUAUGCUGAAAACCCAUGUGAAUGGCUUGAAUCUUUGGGUGUCCACAAAAAGGGAAUGUGGAGAAGACAAUGCAGUUGCUAUUCUCAGGGUCCUUUUGGGCUCUUACAAGACUCUUCCUCAGAUGCUGAAUCAUGGGGAGGGCUUCAGGACGGUGAUUAUCCACAGGAUCUACCAAUUCAGAAUCUGAAAGAGCGUUCACGGGGUAUGAUCUUCUUGUCAGAUUGGUCAGAUUACUAUGAUGUUAGGUGUUUACCACCAUCAAGCCCUGUUUCUGACAUUCUCUCAUACCCUUUAACCCUUUACCACAUAUUAACAACACUAAGCACCCAUUCCAAGAACCUGUUGCUCAAAGGGAAAGAAGUGACUGUCCAUUACUUAGGUCCAGAACGAGAACUCGACUGGAUCAAAGCAUUUGCAGAGAUCGAUCACUUACUUAAUGGUACAGGAACCGUGCAGAUCAUAAUGGUCGGACCUGAGGUUCCAUCCGACUUAUCUGGUACAAUAGCAACAAACAACAGCAGAGUCAAGGUGAGCUUUGUGAAAGGCUUGUACCAAGAGGAGGUAACAUACCUGACAUCACCAGACAUCGUUGUAGCCUUGAACUGUGACCUGGACAGGUACUCAAGCUGGUCAGGAGCAGUUGAGGCAGUGAACAAUCUGCGCAUCCCUGGUUUCUUCACUGAUAAGACAGAAGAUGCUUGCGGCAAUGCGAAGGCGGUUUUGCGUAAUGCAGGGCUGAAUAUCUCUCACCCGGUUGCUCCUAACCCUUUCCACUCACCUGUGAGGACUUUUGCAGAGUCCAGCAAUCUUCCCUGUUACAAUAACGGCUUCAUCCUUGGGGUGAAUACAUAAAAAAAACUGUAAGUG